This is a messenger RNA of Olea europaea var. sylvestris, 1447 nucleotides long. RefSeq names its product protein ORANGE-GREEN, chloroplastic. Bases 107 to 1048 code for a protein of 313 amino acids. NCBI's taxonomy places the organism in Eukaryota, Viridiplantae, Streptophyta, Magnoliopsida, Lamiales, Oleaceae. The transcript is spliced from 8 exons. The record is from RefSeq and is a predicted model, not a curated record.
ACCCACUAUUUGAACCACCACUCAAAACUGAUACUCUUUCCUGUCUCCAUUCGUCACCCAUUGAAAAACCCGCACGAUCACUACUUCCCUCAUUUAUUAUCAAAAAAUGAUUUGUUCAGGAAGAAUUUCAGCUGUUUUGUAUUCAAAUUCACCGUUUAAUCAUUCGAAUCUACGCUUCUCCAAAUCCAGAUUUCUCCUGGUAAAGCUAAAAUCUCAUGCCAAAUGGAAAGCAAUGACAUCAGAUUCCGACGCCUCUUCCUUUGCUUCUUCCGUUGAUUCCGACGCAUCAACUAAUAAAAACUCUUCCGCGUUUUGUAUAAUAGAGGGGCCGGAGAUGGUUCAGGAUUUCGCCAAAAUGGAAUUACAGGAAAUUCAGGAUAAUAUUAGGAGUCGUCGGAAUAAAAUAUUUUUGCACAUGGAAGAGGUUCGUAGGCUGAGAAUACAACAAAGAAUUAAAAGUGCGGAGCUUGGUAUUCUGAAGGAAGAACAAGAAAACGAGCUUCCUAAUUUCCCCUCUUUCAUUCCAUUUUUACCUCCUUUGACCUCUGCAAAUCUUAAACAAUAUUAUGCAACUUGUUUCUCUCUUAUUGCUGGCAUCAUUCUUUUCGGUGGUCUUCUAGCACCUACUCUGGAGCUGAAACUGGGAUUAGGAGGUACAUCAUAUGCUGAUUUUAUUAGUAGCAUGCAUCUGCCAAUGCAAUUAAGUGAAGUUGAUCCCAUUGUGGCAUCAUUCUCUGGGGGAGCUGUUGGAGUAAUAUCUGCAUUGAUGGUAGUUGAAAUAAACAAUGUGAAACAACAGGAACACAAGAGAUGCAAGUACUGUCUUGGUACAGGAUAUCUUGCUUGUGCCCGCUGCUCAAGCAGUGGGUCGCUAGUUCUUAUGGAACCAGUCGCCACAGUCAAUAGUGGGAACCAGCCUUUGUCAGCACCUAAAACUGAAAGAUGUUCUAAUUGUUCAGGAGCAGGAAAGGUCAUGUGCCCUACCUGUCUUUGCACAGGAAUGGCUAUGGCAAGUGAGCAUGACCCACGGAUUGACCCCUUCGACUGAUUAUGCAAAAAUUUUCACUUGGCCUGUGGAGUACUUGAUGCUGUAAAUGGUUUUUUCUACAUAUUAGUUUCCUCAAAUCUCGACGUUCCUGUGUAUAUAAAAAGAAUACGAUUCCAAAUGCUCCCACCCCAGAAUAUUUGUUCUAUGGUAGGGAAAACAGCUGCUUUUGUAUUGCAAAUUUUCUUGGAGAACUAAGCUCAUUUGUAUUACGGUUAAAAUAUUAAGUUGCUUGAAUGGCACGACGAGUGGAGCCCACCCAACCUCCGCCACAGCUUGAGCUCCUCAACGGCCUCCCACUGUUGCACCUCAACUUCAUGCUAGCAAUGCUGGUGUUUAUCUGGACUCUAGAGGUGGUGUUGGCUGAUGGCUGAUGCUCCGCUUUUCCUCCUCUUUCUACUU